CUCACUGUCAAUCAAAAUAGAAAAAAAUCGACCCGAAUUCACCGAUCAACACAAGCCCGCCUUUGAUAAAAGAUAAUCAUGUUCGGAGUUUAGUUGAUCAGAUAAUCUUUCGAUUAUUACCAUUCACGAUAUGACUGGUACAUAACAUUUAACCCAUCGAAGCAUACAACCAACCGCGCCAGAGCAACGUUUGAAACAAGAGGAAAUGGCUACCGCGGACGUGGAAGGCAGUCAAAGCGAAUUCCUACAACACGGCGGAGCCUCGGAAAACCAGACCACAGACAUGACCGCCAUCCAACUAACAGGUUCAGACCGUUGGGAGUUGUUAACCCCGGUCUCUACCGGGAAGGAUGCGCAGCAGGGAGUCGUCCACAUUCCUAACUCUGGCAUGAUGACCUCUAACGGCCAGUAUGUUCUCCCUAUCGGGAACAUGGACAGUCAGCCCAUCUACGUCACAGCAUCUGGCAAUGACGGCUCAGCCAACGGAGUGUCCAGCAUACAAUACCAGAUCCACAACUCAGAUGGAACUCUGGCAGGCUUCUCUGCGCAAGGAUUGGACGAUGGCUCGGGCCAAAUCCAGCUCAUCCAGGACGGUAGCCACGGCAAUAUCGGAAUCAGCAUCGCCACGACGACAACCUCUGACCUCCUAACGCAGGCUGGGCAUAUGCAGCAGAUUCAGGGCGUGUCAUUGGCUGGGGGCACGACCUAUAGCGGCGCGGUUCCCAUGGGGCUGUCGGGGGGUAACAUAACUUUCCUCCCUAUCAACAGCAUAGACCUCGAAUCACUAGGGCUUGCCGGCGCUCAGACGGUUCCCAUAGCAACAACAACCGACGGUCAGCUGAUCAUGGGCUCCCAAGCACUGGAGGGGCAGGAAGGUGCAGCCAAACAGCUAGCGACCCUAGUUAGUGAAGCUAACGGUAACCCAGACCUCUAUGUGCCAACAACCUCAUCAUCCCAGCUGCCCGAGACCAUCGACGGGACGGGGGUUCUGACCCAAGCUACUGCUGUGUCUGCCGGGGUUUCAGACCCAUCCUCAGAGAACUACAACUCCCACAACCACCUGCAGCAAAUACAGGUGUCCAUCUCUAAUGCCUCGUCCCUCUCCCAGCCCAUCCUACAGCUGUCAGGGGACAACCAGGGGGCCCAGGGACAGGAUCUAUCCCAGUCUGGGCAGACGCUCCAGAGUGUCCAACUAGUCAACCCUGGAACGUUCCUCAUCCAGGCCCAGACAGUCACUGCUUCAGGACAGAUACAGUGGCAGACCUUCCAGGUCCAAGGGGUCCAGUCUCUGCAGGGCCUCCAGCUCCCUCAGGCCCAGGGGGGCCAGCAGCUGACUCUAGCCCCAGUCCAGGGCCUCUCUAUGGGUCAGGGAGGAUCCAUCACCCUGCCUAACCUCCAGACUGUUACAGUCAACUCUAUAGGACAGCCAGGGAUUCAAUACACACAGGGAGAGGAGGCCGGCAGUCCUGCAGACAUCCAGAUAAAGGAGGAGCCAGACUCUGAAGAGUGGCAGCUGAGUGGUGACUCCACCCUUAACCCCAGUGACCUCAACAACCUGCGUGUCCAGAUGGAUGAGGAAGACAUGGACAUGUCCACCGGGGAGGGCAAGAGGUUGAGGAGAGUCGCCUGCACCUGUCCCAACUGUAAAGAGGCUGGAGGGAGAGGGUCGAGUCUAGGUAAGAAGAAGCAGCAUAUCUGUCACAUCGUGGGCUGUGGGAAGGUGUACGGUAAGACUUCUCACCUCAGGGCUCACCUCAGAUGGCACAGCGGAGAACGGCCKUUCGUCUGCAACUGGAUGUUCUGUGGCAAGCGGUUUACCAGGAGUGACGAGCUACAGAGACACAGACGGACACACACGGGAGAGAAGAAGUUUGUGUGCGCACAGUGUUCAAAGAGAUUCAUGCGUAGCGACCAUCUGGCCAAACAUAUAAAGACUCACCAGAACAAAAAAGGUCUGGCUUCCUCCUCAUUGUCUCCGCCCCCCAGCGACACCAUCAUCACAGCAGACGGAACCACCCUCAUCCUUCAAUCAGCUGCUGGUGCCCACGACCUCCUAGGCAAUCAGGAGAUCCCACUGCAGCUGGUCACCGUAGCGCCCGGUGAGGUCAUGGAAUGAGGGCGUGGCUUAUAGACUGGCCAAUAAACAUGGACCGUGUGGGCUUCCCCCCCCCCUUUUUUUUUUUUUAUAUAUGAAUAUAUAUACGUAAAUAUAUAUGACAAAUAUAUAUAUAUAUUUUAAGUAAGAGUUAUCAUGACUUUGUUUUUUAUUUGCAGUCUUUUUAUAGGCAGGCAAAUAAAUGAAAUUCAAUGUUGUCUCUAUGUGCACACAAACAAAGAUGCACACACACUCUCGCAAACAUGAAUACUCACUACGAAAUGCCUUAUUUUGUAUCAUACUGUUGUAUAAAAUGCUGGAGAUGCAUGUGUUUUUUAAGCUUUUGCAGAUCAUGUAAUUGUGUUAGGAUGCAGGGAAUAGGAAAAGUGUAGUAGCCCUCUCUCUAGAGCGAUUGAUUGAUUGACUAUAUUGAAUCAUCAAUCGCUUUCUCUAGAGAGUGUGGGUGUCUGUGUAUUGAGAGACUACAUGUGGCUUCAUUAAUGCUUCACCUGAAACGACAAGCAUAACACCCUUUUAAGACCUUGUGAAUGCUGUCAUAGCCAUGAUAUAACACUUUUUAAAUUAUAAAACACAAAUGACGGAGUUUAACAACCAAUAUCUGCAUAAUGUCAGGCCUUUGUAAUGUAGUGGUAGAGUUGGGCUUGCACAUUGAUUCUCCAACACAUACCUUUUAUUUGUUAACAAUGUUCUGAUCAAUUAAUGUUUGGAUUGAUUGAAACUUUGCUAACCAAUAAAGUUAUGUCUGUGUGGACACUUUAUUUAAAAAAUAAUUCUCUGUGUAGAUUUUUUCCCCCCCCAGCCCUGUACCCCAUGAAAGUGAUGUGACCUCAUGCUAUUAAAGCUUGUGACAUGCCCUGUAGUUUCAGGUGAAGCGUUAUUAGUGGGUGGAUUGAUUUGGUGAUAAGUUGGCCUUACAUACUGAUCUAGGGUCAGUUUAGCAUUUACCCCCUUAAUGUUUGAGGUUAGGAUUUGGAGAGGGUAAGCUGAUCCUAGAUCUGUGCCUGAAGGAAACUUUGACCCACAGCAGAAUGUUUGAGUCAUCAGUCUAGCCAACACGAGCACACUUGCAGUGCUUGCUCAAGUCAAAUGUGUCUUCAGUUAACUUGUUUUUUAAAGUUUUUUUUCCCACUUUUGUGUUGUAUAGUCACAUUUUAUAUUCUGUUUCUAGCUUAGUCUGGGACUUGUCAGAAGGAAGCAUCUCAUAUCGGUUUUUAACCAUGGAAUUAAAAUGAGUUAAAGG
Molecule: messenger RNA, 3356 nt
Organism: Salvelinus sp. IW2-2015
Lineage: Eukaryota; Metazoa; Chordata; Actinopteri; Salmoniformes; Salmonidae
Product: transcription factor Sp3
Biological process (GO): regulation of transcription by RNA polymerase II
Molecular function (GO): DNA-binding transcription factor activity, RNA polymerase II-specific; RNA polymerase II cis-regulatory region sequence-specific DNA binding
Source: RefSeq, a predicted model, not a curated record